UUCCAGCUCAAUUAGUUUGUUUUUAAAAUUCCGAUCAGAAACACGUACGCACUCGCGCGUUCCCGAGAUCAGCCGCGGCCAGAACCACCCAAUAGACGACGACUACGAGGACCUCUCAGCCCAUCCCCGAAGUCGUUCAGUGAUUGGAGUGUGUGUGAAGAACCCCAUAGAAUCCCUUGCUGACCCAAAAAAAGGAACAAUAUCCUCUCUGCAGUACCUCUUAAAGUGAAAAGUGUGAAAAUUUAUAAAGUUCAUAAAAAUAGAACUCGAACGUGCAGUGACAGUGACUCGGAAUUGGAAAACAAAGAUAAAGCUUCCAAAUAUAGUGCGAAUAAAAUCUACCUGUUUGCUGCUCAAUCCGGAAAAACGUGAUUCUUGAGUGCUAACCAAGGUGCUAUAAUCCAUACAUCAUCCAGUAACGACUCUCCUCCCCCGGAAGGACAUCCACGAGGCUUAGCAAAUCAUCGUCGCCACACCUUCGACUUCAAAGUAACCUCCUUAAGGCAACUCAACCGAAACCACCAUGGGUACCCUACCGCAGCUAGCCAUCGUCAAGGGUCAGCAGACCGUCAAGGCGCUCAUUCCGGCCCUGCUGCACCGGACCUUCGAGGCAAACGUGGACAAGUUUUGCGGAAAUGACACUGCGCUGAUAUUUGACGACGACAAUCGGGGUCAGAUCAAGACCAACUACAACGUUCUCAACUCGACGGCUAAUCGACUGGCGAGGGCCGCGAUUGAUGAGAUUGCCGGCAAAUCGGAACCCAACGGCGACGGUGACUACAUCAUUGCGGUGUGCAUGCAACCUUCGGAUCGCCUCGUAACGACACUGCUGGCGAUUUGGAAAGCCGGCGCUGCCUAUCUUCCGCUGGAUCCCACCUUCCCGGCAAACCGUAUCGAACACAUCUUGAAGGAGUCCCGUCCGGUUCUGGUGAUCCACGAGGACUACGAGAAUCUGACCGUCUUUGGCGAAACACCGGCCGUUGCGUACGCCGAUCUGCGCCAAAAGGCGUCCCCAUUGAGCAAUGCGAACCUUCUGCCGGAGCAGAUGCUUGGCGCUGGGGACAACGCGCUGGCACUGGUACUGUACACAUCGGGCAGUACCGGUGUUCCGAAAGGUGUGCGUCUAAACCACGAAACGAUCCUGAACCGUCUGCAGUGGCAGUGGAACCGAUUCCCGUACUCGGAAACCGAGAAAGUUGGAGUGUUCAAAACCGCUCUGACCUUUGUCGAUUCCGUAACGGAGAUUUGGGGACCUCUGCUCAAUGGAAUGUCCAUCGUGGUCGUUCCGAAAAAGAUCACCAACAACCCAGAACGACUGGUGGAACUGCUGGAAGAGUACAAGAUCGAACGUCUGGUGCUGGUGCCAACCCUGUUGCGAUCGCUCCUGCUCUACCUACCGCUCCAGAAGAAGAAGCUGCUGUACAACCUACGCAUCUGGGUGUGCUCGGGUGAACCGCUCCAGAUCUCGUUGGCCAAAGAUUUCUUCGACUACUUCCUCGAGGGAGUUCACCAGCUGUGCAACUUUUACGGUUCCACCGAAGUUAUGGGCGAUGUAACGUACUUUGUUUGCGAGUCAAAGAAGCAGCUUAGCAACUUUGACAAAGUUCCUAUCGGGUACCCCCUGGACAACACUGUGAUAUACAUCCUAACUCCCGACCUCCAGCCGGUCAAACCCGGUGAGAUCGGUGAACUGUUCGUGUCCGGUUUGAAUUUGGCUCAAGGAUACGUUAAUGGUCGUGAUCCCGAGCGAUUCAUCGACAAUCCGCUGGCUGUUGACCUCAUUUACUCAAGGAUGUACCGCACCGGAGACUUUGCCUCCGUGACCAAGGGCUGCGUGUACUACGAAGGUCGUACGGACUCCCAGAUCAAGAUUCGUGGUCACCGCGUGGAUCUCUCUGAAGUGGAGAAAAAUCUACUGUCAAUGGCGGGUAUCGACAAAGGAAUCGUCCUCUGCUACCACGCCGGAGAGCUGGACCAGGCACUGUUGGCGUUCAUCACAGUUGAGAAGGGUUCGUCCUACAAGAACGGACUGCAGAUUGAGGGUGCGCUCGAGAGCAAACUUGCGUACUAUAUGAUUCCUCAGGUGAUCCUUCUGGACAGCAUUCCGCUGCUGGUGAAUGGAAAGAUCGACCGACAGAGUCUGCUCAAGAUGUACGAAAACACCAACAACAAUGACGACUCCAACAUCGAGAUUGAGUACGACUACGCUGGCGUCCCGGAACACAAGUUGGCCAUGGCGCAGGCUCUGUUCACCACCGUGGGCCAAGUCAUUGGUCGUUCCACGCGAACCAAGAUCUCGCUGCAGAGCAACUUCUACGAGCUCGGUGGCAACUCGCUCAACUCGGUCAUCACGGUUACGCAGCUCUGUCAAAAGGGUCACGCCAUCAGCAUUACCAGCUUUAUCGGUGCAGAGAAUCUGGCGGAAAUUCUGGACAAAAUGUACGCCAACCAAAAGCACAUCGCUGAACAUGAACAGCUCAAUGGGGGCGCGCCAAAGGACCAUGAGUUUGAGUUUGAGUACACGAUGAACUUGACGGCACAGCCGUUAGCCGACGAACACAAGGAGGACGCUAUCAACAUUCUAACGUACAGCUUUUACGAGAAAGCAGAUCUUGAACGGUGGAUCAAGCCGUUAAUCAAGGAGCAGGACUACCGGGACAUUCUGGAGGACAUCUGGGACGUGCUCAUCGAGAAGCAGCUUAGCUUUGUGAUAAAGGAUCGCAGCGGCAAGUCGGUUGGAGUAUCGCUUAACUUUGACGCGUACGACGAGCCCGAACCAGAGCUCACCAACAACUUGGUAAUCAUUUUCGAGUUUCUGGAAUACGUGGAGAAACCUAUUCGCGAGGAGAAGCUACCCCAAGGCAUCAACCAAAUUCUACACUCCUUCAUGAUGGGAACGUGUGCCGACCUGAGCGCACAGGAGAACAUCGAGGCUAUGCACUUCAUGGAGAGCGAGGUGUUGAAGAUCGCGACGCGCCGGCACUUUACCGGCAUUCUGACGACCAACACGAGCCCGCUCACGCAACAACUCGGGUCCAACGUGUACAAGUACGAAACCAUGCUGGACUACCAGAUCAACCAGUGGGAGUACAGCGACGGCUCGCGACCCUUUGGAAAGGCUCCCGAAGACCAGCGGGUCAUUGUGCACUGGAAGGACAUCCGAAAGCAACAUUGAGGCAGCGUAGCAGUGGUAGAAGUAGUGUUGUAGGUUAUUAUUUAUCAGUCGGAAUAGAACAUGUUUAUUUAAUGUUUAGGAUAAGCACUGAAAUCACGUCGAAAAAUAAACAUAUCAAGCAAUAAUGGAAGUAGAUUUAAACUCGCACUAAGCAUUGCUACAAGAAUCUAUACGAAUGAAUUAGUGUUAGUGAUAAAUUGUUAUUUCGUACAAAAUUUAGAAACAAAAUGAGGUAAAUGAGAGAGGAUAUUAUUGUACUACUGAUCUGAGUUGUAGAUAAAUAAUUAUUUAUAAUCACGAAUAAAGUUCUGCGAUAAUCCAAGGAA
Molecule: messenger RNA, 3501 nt
Organism: Culex quinquefasciatus (southern house mosquito)
Lineage: Eukaryota; Metazoa; Arthropoda; Insecta; Diptera; Culicidae
Gene: e
Product: mycosubtilin synthase subunit C
Exons: 7
Coding region: 524-3175 (883 amino acids)
Source: RefSeq, a predicted model, not a curated record